CUUUUGCAACAACAUCGUGCCACGCGUUUUCAGGGAUCGAGACGGCCAUACUCUGACCCGCCGCUGCCCCUGAUGGAUCAAGGUCGAGAUGACGAUCCUCAGAGGUCGCAAGUGCCGCCGCAUGGCGACCGGCGGCAGCAACAUCUCCUCAGCCCUGCCGCGUCCCGUGCGACAUCGGUCGCAGGCCCUUCGACGCCGGGCCUUUUGACGCCCCUGGCGGAGGGCUCGGCCGGCGAUUACUUCGCCCCCUUGAACCAGGCGCCGUCUCACCGUUCGCGACAGUCGGUGCAGUCCCUCAGCCGCUUCCCGAGCCUUACCAGCGCGACGAGCCGUCCGCGCCUGGAGUCCACCAGCCGCCCGAGUAUUCGAAUUCGCCGGCGCAGCUCCGUGGCCUCCAAUGUCAGCAAUAUACCCCCCGAAACACCGGUCGCGCCGUCCGCGCCUGCGCCUACUAGAUCCGAGGGCUACCAUGGCGGCCGGCCGAGGAGCAUAUCGCAGCCGACCUCGGGCGCACGGGUCGGCGACGCGCCGUCCGCCCGAAACUCGCGACGACUACCGCCCCAAACAUCGCUGCCACGCCUGACCGAGGAGGGCUCACGCCCGACAAUGGCCGAGCUCGGGAUUCCCGCCUCGCCGUUAUCGCCGACUGUCUCUUUGCCGGAGCGUACACACAGCCUCGAGGCAGAAGUGGCCGAGCCCAUCGAGGCGAGAGGCAACCGCUUGCGGAGGGUCAGCCGGCUGUUUAUGCCAGGAUUUGCCAGGAGAGAGCAGCAGCAGCCCAUGGAGGCGCCAGCUACCACGCAAGCCGAGGACGAGUAUCACGACCAACUGGUCGACUACCUCGACACAAUAGAUCCCGAAGUCCAGACCCUUUCGACGCUUACCAACGUUCAAAACUCGCUCUUCAUACCCGACCUUGGUAGCUGGGUCAAUCGCAGGCCAACCUAUAUCCUCUCCCCGCGGGACCUGCAACACAUCAGGCCAGUGUCCGCUGAAGUCCCUCCACCGCCGCCAGAGCAACCGCAAAUACCGGAAGAGGUGCCGGAGGGGCAAGAGCCGACCGAGGAGAUGUCGCACCCUUCUAUUCAGCGCUCCGACACGAUUACGUCCCGCCUGACCGACUCUCAUUUCGCAGCGCUGCCGCACGGCCGGACCCUCGAGGGGUGGACAGCCGACGAAAAAUGGGAGCUCGACGAUCAUGUCCGCCACAUGCUGCACUCGCGACGGUCGAGGUUCAAACGCCGGAUGAAGGGCUUCGGCCAGUACGUGCGGAGACCGCUCGGGUUCUUCGUCACUCUCUAUGCGACCCUCAUCACCCUCUUCGGCUUGGCCUGGGUUCUCUUCCUCAUCGGCUGGAUCUACGUGGGCGACCAGCAGCUGUACGUCAUUCACAUCAUCGACAGUGUCUUGGUGGCGCUCUUCGCUAUCAUGGGCGACGGCCUGGCUCCCUUCCGCGCAGUCGAUACAUACCACUUGUUCUUCAUCGUCCGGUACACUCGAAUGAUUGAGAAUGCCGAUAAGAGACCGCGCAAGGGCCUCAUGGCUCGUCUCCGGAGGCGGAAGGCGCCGACGGAGCAGGGCCCGGAGGGGGUGGGUCAAGUGUCGCAGGUACCUCCACAGGUACCCAAUGACGGGACUGUGUUGUGCCAUGACUACGCCAACGGCGCCCCGCCUCCUGCCGUCAUUGCGGACCGUGACGGCCCCGUUUCCCCGGACCUGGAAGAUACCGCGUCGAACAUGAGCGAGAUGUCUGGCUACUACGUUUUGACAGCCAAGCAGCGCAAGAGCCUUUCCCACCAUCAGAAGAAGCUUGCCAAAUCGCACAGUUUCUACAAACCCGAAGAAACCUUCACACACUUCUCCUUUCCCCUCGGCUAUCUCAUGGCUAUUGUUAUCCUCUUGGACUUCCACAGCUGUCUCCAGAUUUCCCUGGGUUGCACAACUUGGGCUAUCGACUACCAUAAGAAAAAUCACUCUGCUAUUACCUCCACCAUAUUGUCUAUUUCAAUAACUUGUAACAUAACGGCCGGGCUGGUGAUCGCCCUCGGUGGCCGCAAGACGCGGAAAAAGGAUAUCCAUGACCUGAUGAGCCGACAGGAGCUAACGGGGGAUGCCAUCAAGCACCUCGAAAAUAAACGCAAGAAGAAGCAGGAAAAGGAAGAGAAGAGGGCGAACCGCUCAGGGGGAAGUUCGAACGAGCGGCUUGACGAAGCAAGUGGUUCUGAUAAGGACAUUCCCGGCCGUGAGAAGGAAACGAUGGACUACAGAGCAUUGGGUGAGCAAAAGUAAGGCAUGACUUAUGCAUUGCUCGACACUCUGGCGUUGGCCUUGCAUUGUUCUGCGAUCGCAUCUAUCCAGAUAUUCCGAUUACUUGACUUGAACAAGUUCACGCUCUCAUUCCGACCCCGCCUCUAUGUGUCGCCGCGGAGCUGGCCGUUUGCAAUCUUGCUGCUAGCACUGUGUAACAUUGGGCUCUGAAGCCUAUGAGUCGAUACCCGAGGUGGGUUGGUCACUCUGCGUCAGGUCCUUGCGCACUGGUGGAGCGGCCAAAUCCGCGCCCAGUGUCGUCGUCGGCGUUUGCGAACACAUUGGUACGGAUUGUGUUUAAACAAUUGCAUCGCUUGUUGACUGCGCUCGAGUCCUGUGGCUAGGGUGCUCCCAUCGCGCUGGCUAGUACAGGUCCCAAC
Messenger RNA from Purpureocillium takamizusanense, 2687 nucleotides. RefSeq lists its product as uncharacterized. The transcript is spliced from 3 exons. NCBI's taxonomy places the organism in Eukaryota, Fungi, Ascomycota, Sordariomycetes, Hypocreales, Ophiocordycipitaceae. The coding region runs from base 73 to 2289 and encodes 738 amino acids. The record is from RefSeq and is a predicted model, not a curated record.